Messenger RNA from Menidia menidia (Atlantic silverside), 2016 nucleotides. The record is from the annotation of a GenBank genome assembly. Lineage: Eukaryota; Metazoa; Chordata; Actinopteri; Atheriniformes; Atherinopsidae.
UGCAGGUGGCGCCACAUGAGACCGUAAAGCAGCGGCGGGCUGUGAUGACGCUUCUCUGUUGCCAAGAUGUCGGCCCACGAUCAGCUGGUCCUGUGUUUAUGUGAAUUAACGAGGUUACUGUGGAUGUUGCUCCUGCCGCUGGGGUUCCUCUGCGUGCUGCUGAUAGCUGUCCUGGUCCUGCUCGUACUGGCAAUCCGCUUCUGGUUGCAGAGCCUCAGGAAUGCCCGGCGGGCCAGGGAUGCUCGCCCCACCGUGGCCUUCUUCCACCCUUACUGCAAUGCUGGUGGGGGGGGGGGAAAGGGUGCUCUGGUGCGCCAUCAGGGCGCUGCAGAACAGAUUCUACAAAAUGAUGUCAAGCUUACCAAAAUGACCAUGUAUGCGGACAUCAACUUUGUGGUGUACACGGGAGACUUGGGUGUGACCGGGCAGCAGAUUCUGGAGGGAGCCCGACGUCGUUUCAACAUUCUGCUACCUCGACCGGUUCAGUUUGUGUUUCUAAGGCACCGUCUGCUUGUGGAGCCCGGCCUGUUCCCUCACUUUACCCUGCUGGGACAGAGUGUGGGAUCCAUCUUCCUGGGAUGGGAAGCACUGACAGAGUUUGUUCCAGAUCUUUACAUCGACUCAAUGGGUUACGCUUUCACUCUCCCCCUGUUUCGCUACCUGGGAGGCUGCAGUGUGGGGAGCUAUGUCCACUACCCCACCAUCAGCACCGACAUGCUGUCUGUGGUGAGGGAGAGGAACCCAAGGUUCAAUAACCCGGACUACAUCUCCAACAGUUUGUUCCUGAGCGCCUUUAAGGUGGUCUACUACUGCCUCUUCGCCUUGCUGUACGGCAUGGCUGGCUCCUGCAGCGACCUCAUCAUGGUCAACUCCUCCUGGACCCUUGAUCAUAUCCUGUCACUGUGGCGCUCUCCAAACCGCACCAGCGUGGUCUACCCGCCCUGCGACGUCAGCGCCUUCUUGGACAUUCCACUGGAAGACGAUGGGGACAGGAAGUGCCACUCCAUCGUUUCCAUCGGGCAGUUCAGGCCGGAGAAGGACCACCGGCUGCAGAUCAGGGCCUUCAAAAAGGUGUUGGAGAGGAGGAGGGAGGGUUUGAAGCUGGUUCUCAUUGGUGGAUGCAGGAAUCAGGAGGAUGAAGACAGGGUGCUGAUGCUGAGAGGGCUGUGCCAGCAGCUUGGUGUGGCUGACCGAGUUGAGUUCAAACUGAACGUAACCUUUGAAGAGCUAAAGAGAGAAAUGGGGGAAGCCACCAUUGGACUGCAUACCAUGUGGAACGAACACUUUGGAAUAGGUGUUGUGGAGUGCAUGGCGGCAGGGAAGGUGAUCCUGGCCAACAAGUCUGGGGGUCCCAAGCUGGACAUCGUUGUACCUUUUGAGGGGGCCCAGACCGGCUUCCUUGCAGAUGACGAGGACAGUUACGCUGACGCAAUCGAGCAGAUCCUGGCGAUGGCGCCUGCUGGCCGUCUGCAGAUCAGACGCCGUGCACGGCAGUCUGUGGCGCGCUUCUCUGAUCAGGAGUUCGAAGCCUGCUUCCUUGCUGCUAUGGAGCCUCUAAUGGGAACACUGGAGCGAUGAAAGGAUAAAACAUUUGAACACCUUGAAACUGUAUUGGAGUGAAUUCAGUGAUGGUGCAGUGAUUAGAGUUUGUAGUUUUUAGGAUACAUUCCUUUGUCGGCAGUGCUGGUUUUGUUCAAUUUAUCUGUAUCAAAGGGGAACAAAUAAUCCUCAGUUUCAUUACAUGAUCCACAGAACUGUUAAAGGGGAUUAAAGAUGCUAAAUAGCGAAACAUAUUUAUUGUUUACAAGAUGUCAAAUUCUUUUCAUGUGAAUUAUUUUUGAUAUUGAAGAAUUGAAUAAAAGUACAAAUGUGUAUGAAAAUGUUUGCAUUCACAAAGCUUAUUAAAAAAAAGAUGAUCUGUGAAAAGAUGAUGUGGGCUUGUAAAUAAACUGAAGUUACACAAACUGAGCUUAAGGUGUCACACUAAAACCACUAAAAUGUUUUGUUCAUCUCCAU